AUGACUUCGCAAUUGCCCGUCAGCACCAGGUCUCUUGUUCUGUACAAGUCGUCGGUCGCUGCACCCCCGGGGAAAGUCUAUCACGAUGCUAAACUUGAGCAUCGGCGGCUACAACCACUGAAGUCGAAUGAGAUCCUAGUCAAAGUGGGCGCUGCAGCAUUCAAUCACAGAGAUCUAUGGAUUCGGAAAGGAAUGUAUCCAGGCAUUCAAUUCGGCACAGUCCUCGGCGCAGAUGCAGCAGGUACCGCGAUAGCCUCCGGCCAGGCUGAUGAUCCCCUGCUCAACCAGAGAGUGCUUUUGGUUCCCAUGCGAGGCUGGCAAAGUGAUCCAGACGCACCAGAAGACCCUCGUGGUAUGGCUCUACUUGGAGGAGGAAGGUUCUCGCCCUUCGGGACUUUCACUGAAUACCUCGUGGUCGAACGUGAUCAAGUCAUCGAAAGCCCGAGCCACCUUGACGAUGUGCAUAUGGCUGCAUGGCCGUUAGCUGGUGACAAUUACUACAGAGCUACCAUGGUCAAUGCGAGGGUCGAAGCAGACCACAACAUUCUGAUCACUGGCAUUGGCGGCGGUGUCGCCAUCACAGCGCUCCAGCUUUGCGUCGCCAAAGGUGCGAAUGUAUAUGUGACGAGCGGAGACGAAGAGAAGAUCGCCAAGGCCGUCAAGCUAGGAGCAAAGGGAGGAGUGAACUACAAGAAGUGGUCCCAGGCUCUCGGAGAAGUGCUCAAGGAGAAUGGAGUAAAAGCAUUGGAUGCCGUGAUUGACUCUGGAGGAGGAAACAUCAUUCGGCAGACAAGCAAGCAUUUGAAACUCGGUGGACGAAUCGUCAUCUACGGAUCAACGAUGGGUUCCGUGAAGGACCUUCAGGACGCUACACGCUUCCUUCCGGAGAAGCGAAUUACUCCAAUCGUCUCACAUGUUAUAGAUGGAUUGCAGAACGCCGAACAGGGUUUCGAGCUGAUGAAGCGUGGGGGUCAGUUCGGGAAGAUUGUCAUCAAUAUGGGGGAGACACAGACAGAGACCGCGAAGCUCUGA
Stereum hirsutum FP-91666 SS1 is the source of this 1032-nucleotide messenger RNA. RefSeq names its product NAD-P-binding protein. Gene Ontology annotation, molecular function: oxidoreductase activity. The transcript has 8 exons. The record is from RefSeq and is a predicted model, not a curated record. NCBI's taxonomy places the organism in Eukaryota, Fungi, Basidiomycota, Agaricomycetes, Russulales, Stereaceae. Bases 1 to 1032 code for a protein of 343 amino acids.